CCUCCUUCGCCCCCAGGUCCUGCCCUUCCCUGCCCGCCGGAGCUCUGUCCCGCUGCUCCUUCCUGCCUGCCGGCGGCUCCCGAGGGCGGGGCGCACCUCCCGCGCAGGUACCGGGGCACAGCCGCGGGCUUCCAAGGGGCGGGCUGGGCUCGGGAAGGAGCAAGGGGAGAAGCCACACGGCGCCGACACCGCGCGGGGGCCGCUCCCGGCUCUCCCGCCGGAGGAGGCGCGGCUGUGUGGCGGCGGGAGGGACCCGGGCGCGCUUCUGAGCGCGGAACGGCGCUUCCCCCUUCCUGCUCCAUCCCUGCCUCUCCCCUCACCUGGCCGCCGCUCCCGGUGCGCGCUGCCACUCGCACCUUGGCUGUCCCCGCCCGCUGCAUGCAGCCCCCGGAGCGCCGCAGCCCAGGAGGAUACGCCGGAAUUUAAAGUUUGGUGGUCCAUCAUGGGGAACCAUGUAGGAAAACGAGAGCAUAGCACUGAGAAGUCAGCUAAGAAUGCUGAAACCAAGGUGGAGGAAGCAGCUAAGGAGAGUCCGAAAGCGGCCAGACUAACACAGCAGUCAUCAGAGGAUAAUGAAGUAUUUGGAGAGGCAGAUGUGAACCAGAACAAUGGGACCUCCACGAAGAGCCCAGCGGUGACAGACUCCAAAGGCACAGCAGACCCGAAGAAUGCCUGGCCUGAGGCCAACCCAGCUGACAGGACUGGUCGCCCCCACUUGAUCCGCCUCUUUUCCCGAGAUGCCCCAGGGAGAGAAGACAACACCUUCAAAGAUCGGCCCUCAGAGUCAGACGAGCUACAGACCAUCCAAGAGGACAGUGCAGCAGCUUCAGAGAAUUCGGAUUUGAUGGCUUCACAAAAACGCUCCUCUUUCCGGCACGGAUCAAAACUGGCAUCUGCGAGCACUAUAGACCAUGCCAGACAUGGAUCCCCACGGCACAGGGACUCGGGUCUGCUGGACUCGCUGGGCAGGUUCUUUGGAGGUGAAAGACACGUUCCCCGCCGGGGCUCGGGCAAGUGGCCAACAUACCACCAUACUACCAAGGACAUACAUGCAGCCAGGGUCAGCCACGUCGGCUCCAUCCCCCCGAGAUCUCAGCAUGGCCGGCCUGUUGAUGACAACCCAGUAGUCCACUUCUUCAAGAACAUUGUCUCACCCCGUACACCUCCCCCAAUGCAAGCAAAGGGAAGAGGAUUAUCCCUCACCAGAUUUAGCUGGGGUGGUGAAGCACACAAACCAGGAUAUGGAAGCGGAAAAUUCUAUGAGCAUAAAUCUGCUCAUAAGGGACACAAGGGAUCCUAUCAUGAGGGCCAGGGCACUCUUUCCAGAAUCUUUAAACUGGGAGGCUCUGGGUCCCGACCUGGAUCGCGGUCUGGUUCCCCCAUUGCUAGGCGCUGAAGCUCCAAGAGGCCAUCCAAGGAUCCUGUACUCUGCUUCAUAAUAUAACUGCCUUACAAUUAGUAACAGCUGCCACAUUGCCUAGAUAGAUGCAAUCCAUUACUUAAUGCCAAUUAGGUUCUGCAUGCAGUAGAUGACAAACUUCUAUUGGCAAUCCCUGAGCAACAGUUGAAUGAAAGGAACACAAAAGUAGCUUUGCUAGAUGUUUUCCUUAUUUUAUGUGAAGUAACAAGAUCUCUGACUUUACCUGUUCUUCAGGAUGCCCUAACUGUAUGCUGGACUCCUUUAUUUCUCCCAAGCACCUAAUUUAAGCUCAACUCUUCUGGUUUUAGUGAACAUCAGAAUUACAAAUAAAGAGCUAUAAUGUCUUGGAUACUGAGCACUGCUGUUAAUGAGUUUUUGAGAUACUGCUGUUAAAAACCCCAAAAACCCAACAUGUGCAGAAGUUGUAAGGACUGUUUAUCCAAAUUUUCUUUUUGUUUUUUUUGUUUUGUUUUGUUUUAAUCUUCCUUCUCUCACUCACAGAAUAAUCUAUUUUCAUAACAGGAUUAGGCAGUCAUGGAAAGGUUUAUCAAACAUUGGGAGUUUAAGGUAUGUGAAGUGUGGGAGGGGGCAGAUGUUGAAGAAUCAAUACGAUGUGGAGCAAUAGCAAUAAGGAAAUUCUUUCCAUACCAUGAAUUGCUGAUUGCAUCCAAACCAUUAGAAUAAAGAGUAGAUGAGGGAGAGAAAGAGGAUUUCAAAUUUGAGUUAGACUAAAGUUACAAAACAAGGGAUAUUCCCAGAGAAACAUCUAAGACUGCACACGUGACCACUGGAUGUCACCGGUGCUUCACAUAAACUCUGCUGCAACACCAUUAACUUUGCAGUAGAAUAAGUAAAUAAGCAUAUAAACAAAAAAAGUCUAAUUUCUGAAAGAAAGCCCUUCAGUAUUGGUAUCUCAGAUAGUCCUGCACAUCUCACGUUAGAAUUCCAGCUCUUUCUCUUGGUAUUGCAGCAGUGUUGUAUUUGUUUAGCUCAUCUUUUGCCUGAGUAACACCUGCAUGCCUGUGAAAGGCAGUGCACCAAAGCAAACUCAUAGUAAACUACUGUGAACAUUUAACUGUUGUAUUGUAGUUGCCUCGUAGAAAUAAAUUAUAGCUUAGUUAGAUUUAGAUAUGAAUUGUUCACAAAUUACUAAAACAAAUGUGUGGAGAUGGUUUUUCCAACCACACUUAGGGAAAUAAAAGGCUCUUCUGAAUUGCACUGUUUUAUUACUUAAACUACCAUUUCUUCAAACUGUCAUCUAAAUGUCUGAUUAAUUAUUUUAUUUUUUUAGUUUUAGCCUAUGCACUGUAGACCACAGUUAGUGCUUCGUAGGUUGAAACAGCAUUCCUAAUAAGUGCCCAGUAAAAGUUACCUAUAAAUAUAUAUCUUAAUUGCAUUUCACAUCUAAAUCUAUUGUAGAUUUAAAUCAGUGUCCAUUAAUAUGAAGCAAUGGAAGAUGAGAUGAUAGAAAAUACAUAGAGACUAAAGAAAACAAAACUGCCAAAAUUAUUAAGCAGACACACACAUAUUACAUCUAUUACCUUUGUUGGUUGCUAUGUGUAUUUUUCUAUUGUAGCUUCAUUCAGAUGUAUACUCUGCAACGUAAUAGUUGAUUUAAUUUGAAAACGUAUUGUUCUUAUAGGAACACAGCUUUUAAAAAUAGUCACUAUUGAAAUAAAGUAAUCAACUUGAAAUGAAACUUGGGCCAGUUUUGUUUUUUACAAAGGAAAAGGAUAUAUAUAUAUUAAUACAUAUAUAUACACACUUAGGUCUGUUUGGUUUAUUUCCCCCUUUCCCCUCCCCCAGAGUUUAUGAAUUAAGUUCAGACCCUGCACACAGGCUUCCAGUGACAUUGCAUGGCCCAGAAGAUGGACAAAAGAACACAAGAAUUAUGGAAUGCCAGUGUCUACAGAGUGACAGCUACAGGCCAGAGGGAUAUUGCAAGGCAUAAAAUGUCUAUGAACAGGCAAUAAAAACCAGCCCCCUUCUCAUGAGCAACUGUGGUGCAAACAGCCCUCAAAAAUGUGAAAGAAUAUUUAAGAUAAAAAACCUGGAGAAAUACAUCUUUCAAAAUACUGCACUGUAGAGUAACAGAAUUUAACCAAAACUUCUUCCUUGCCUUCAUUCCUCUUUUUUCCCCUCAGUCAUCUCUCUCAGAGGAUCAAAGUGGCUUUUUUGGAUUUACUUCCUUCAGUGGAAUAGGUACAGUACUUGAAAGCAUUGUUUUACCAACAAAAGAGAUUAAAACUUAGCCUGAAAUUUAUUCUUUUAGUUACAUACUAGUACUUUUGAUGAAAACCAGCAGUUUAAAUAGCAUUUGAUUUGUAAGCAAAGGAUUUUUCCUGAAACAAGAAUGCACAACCAAUACCAGGAGUUUGUAAUUUAAUGUACUGAAGGAAUGGACAUAAACCAAAAGAAAUUGUGAGCAGGCACGAGCCAAAAACCCCAAGGCUAGCACAAACCUACUCGUGGCAUUAAACCAGAAAGAACAGAGGCUGUCCCUAGCACUGCUCACUUACCCACUGUACAACAUGGCACUUCAAGCAUUCCUCAGAACAAGAGCUCUUCUGCUUCAUUAAACAGUGCAUCUGCUUUAACACUGUUUUUGAAAAUAUCAACAUAUUGGUUACUGCGUCUGUAUUUGUUCUGAACAUCAACACAUACACUGCUCUGAAAAGCUCUAAAUCAAUCUUACCAAGGUUGUAAAAAACUCUGUCAAGACACUUGAAGUUCAAGGGGGGGAAGAGGAUGCAGGGAAGCAAAUCAAAUACAAUGUUAAAAAGAAAUUUUUUACGUCUAUUACUGUAGCUGAUACGAUUUCCAAGUGCUGGAGGAGUAGCAAAUUGAAUUCAGGAAAAAUGUCUGCUGACUCCAUAACUCACAUUGUUUAUUUAACACUUCCAAGACUUGCUACAGAAUCACUGCCUCUAACAAAGGCAUAACACUUUCAGAAGUGACCCUUUAAAAAUGCCAUCUUUUUACUCAUGAGAUCAUCUUUUAGGUUGUGUGUACCAAGAAUCACAGAAUCAUUAAAUGGUCUGGGUUGGAAGGGACCUUAAAGAUCACCUAGUUCCAAGCCCUCUGUGCAUUUAUACAAUAUUCCCUGAAAUAAGAAGGAAAAGAUUUCUUACAUGGUACAUGCGACACAGCCCAUUUUGAUAUAUUAUUACAGAUAAAACAGCAUACUAUGCCAUGAGGCCAGACAACUGUAAAAUAUAAUAUCUUUCUUAAACAGCCAGAACACUGACAGGCUGCCUGGAAGGGAAGGCACUGCUGGAAGGACUUUAUUCUUUACAUCUAAUAUUCAAACACGCACUUCUGUAAACAGAGUUUUUCCAAUUCCCUAGAAUCCAGAAUCGUAUGCUUAAAAAAUACACGAAACAGAACUUGGAAAAAAGUAAUAUUAUUUAGCAUGUUUUUCAAUUAAAUAUUCCACAUAACAAAAGUGUUAUUUUCAUGUCACCAACUGUAUUACUUAUAUACAUAUGCUGAACAGUUCACAAAAGAAUUUAGAGAUGCCCUAUUAAAACCAACAGACAUUUCUUGCUUCAGCGAUCUGAAAUAACUAGUUUGUAUCAUAGAUAGAGUAUAGACAAUAUUUACAGAAAAGAGCUUUUUGGAUCUGAGAACAAUUACCUUUUAGAAAGUAAAUAAAGUCCAGGUCUGUAUUAUAGUACAACAUAUCAACCACUGAUCUAGAAGUACUUGUGGCAACUGAACAGAUGAACUACUUGCAACUGGGAUUAAUAUUUACAAAAUAUACUGACGGCCACACAGAGGCUCAUAAACUUUAAAUAUAUAUAUACACAUAUAUAAGCACACAUAUAUAUAUAUCUAUAUAUAUGUAACAUAAAUAAAAUUCAAAAGAACAAGGCAAAAAUAAGAAAACAGCUUCUGUCUUUGGAAUGUCUAAAAGACAACGAUGCUUUUACUCCAGUGUUUCUUUGCUAUGAAUAUACUUAACAAGUGGCACCUUUGAAAGCAAUACUCAGUCAGCUAGGUAGUUUUGCUGAAACAACGACUUAAACAACAAAUAAAUGUAACAUAUUUCCAAAAUCCACAAAGAAAAUAAUAAGGAAUUUACAGAUUACAGAAUCAAAAUGAGAACUGUUUACAGCACUGGGGAACAUUGUAUAGUAUAGGUGACCUAGUGUGCAUCUAAAUUUCUCACUGCUACCACAAAAUGGAACUAGUUUACCUUACAGAUUUAGUAUAUGGCUGUUUUCCACAGAUACUGAGAUAUGGACCUGCUGACCCAGUACAGCAAACAACAACAGAGGCUUUUACUGGAACCUUUUCUCAUUUGGAUUCUUUUUAAGUAAUUAUUGCCAAGUCCAAAAUGUCAAGAUUUUUACUGUAAAAACUAACAUCUAUCUGCCUCUGUGGUUGGAAUGAAAACGAACAUGCUCCCUCUCAAGAGUUUAACUCAAGAAAAGCCAUGAGCUGGCAGUAUUUUAUUUUUUUUAACAAAUUCUCAAAAUGCACUAAAAAAGAAAGCUUUCAAAAGAAAUACAGCCUUUCCCUGUGCUUUGUAAGAAAAAAAAAAACAA
This is a messenger RNA of Prinia subflava (tawny-flanked prinia), 5970 nucleotides long. It is a transcript of the gene MBP, whose product is annotated as myelin basic protein. The transcript has 10 exons. Bases 443 to 1396 code for a protein of 317 amino acids. The record is from RefSeq and is a predicted model, not a curated record. Gene Ontology annotation, molecular function: structural constituent of myelin sheath. NCBI's taxonomy places the organism in Eukaryota, Metazoa, Chordata, Aves, Passeriformes, Cisticolidae.